AUGCAAGAGCAACAGAAUGACUAUAUGACAAAAAAGCAGGCUGAAGAGGAAGAACUGCAUAGGUAGAGAGUUUAGGUUGAGGAUUAAGAGAAAUAGUACGCGGAAUUGAAAUAGUAACUGGAAAAAAAAGAAGCUGAAAUUAUAGCAUAAAUGGAAUAACUCAAGUAGCUACACUCUAAUGAGUAGUAUGAAUUCACAAUUAGACUUGAAAAUGCUUUGAAUGAAAAGGUAGUUCUGGAAAAUUAAUUAUAAAAAGCAUAAGAUGAGAUUUAAUCAAAGAUAGAAGAUGGAAAAAUAAUGUAAAAGGAAGAGGACUAAAGGGUAUACAAAGCUCUAGAAGAUUAAAUAUAAAACAUGAUUAAUGAAGCAUCGAUUGAAAAAGAUAAUAUGAUCAAAAGAUAAUAGGAGGAGAUGACUGAGCUUAAAGACUAAAUUUCAUCAAUGAUGUAAAUUCAAGUAAAAGCUUAAGUAGAAGUGGUUAUCCCAGAAAAAUAUGAAGCAAAUACUUAAUGCGAAAUUAUUACAGAGAAACAAUACUCUGAUUUACUUUAAAAAUCGACAACUUAAGAUUAAAAAUAUCAUAUUUUGAAAAAGAAGCUAAAGAAAUAGAAAGAAAUUAAUGACCAGCUUUAAUAAGAAGUCAAUAAACUCUAGAAUUCAUUAGAGUAAACAAGCCUCUAAUUUUAAACAAAAAACCAAGAGUUCAAUUAAAGUGAAAAUAGGCUGAGGGAGUUAGAGGUGCAGAUAUCUAAGGCCUAGACAAGUCUAAAGUCUUAAUAAACUUAAAUAAAUUAGCUUACUACUGAUAAGUUGAUAAUUGAGACUGAUUUAUAAACUACUUCAAAUGAAAAAGAUCAAAUUUACCAAGAUUUAAAGAACCUUUUGGACUACAAAAAUGAGAUGGACCAUCUAUGUGAUCAAUUGAAAACUAAGUCAGACAAAAAUAAAAUAAAGCAGAAGUAUCUAAAGGAGACACUUUAACAAAGAGAAUAAGAGCUUGAUAAGAAGGAGAUUGUGCUGAGAAAAGUGAGUCAAAGUGCUGAAGACGCCUAGAAAUAAUUGAAGACAACCACAUUAAAACUCAGAUAAAUAGAGCAAACAAAACUGAAAGACAUGAAGAGGAAGAUUCAAUUACAAGAAUAACAGAUUGUAGAUUUAUAAUAAAGACUAAAGGUGUACUUAGACUCAAGUGGGAAGACUCCUUAAGUAUUUAAAGGAUAGACUCCACCUAAGCAUAAUUUGUACACAAGAUAAGGUGGAGCUCGAGAAAAGUCAUCUCCUAUAAUAGAAGUUGAAGAUAACCUUGAGAGUUCUAGGAGAUUCCUUAAGAGUCGCUAGUUAACUAAUGCUAAUAGCAUCAAUGAUCUACAUCAGAUAGGUAUAGACAAUAAAAGCAAUAGAAAUGGUCUUUUACCUGACAUUAGAGAUAAGAAUAGCUUUAAGAACUUUUCAACAAUUUAGAACUCCAUUGAAAGAGGGCACUUUAAGAAGGAAUCUUUCUCUGCUAAUCAACCAACAGUUUAAGACUGCUAUGAUUAGUAAGUAGAUUAAUUCUUAACAAAAGUUAAAGAUCCACUGUUUAAAAAUAACUCUGAUGGAAUUAAAGGUAUGUUCAGCUCAUCAUCUCCUUAUUAAUUUGAAGACUCAUAUUCGCAUACAAUUAAGAAUUUGAAAAGAAAAGAAGGGAGUGCUUAGCAGCAAAGUCUGCAUACCUUGGAAAUGAUUCAACAGAAUAAUCGGCAUCUGGAAUCAAGCAUUAACAAAAAUAUCGAUAAAAUAAUUUACUUCACCCCAGAGAAAUCUUAAUUAAACCAAAAAGCAUCAGAAAGUACAAUUUAAAACAGGAAAAUUAUACCUUUAAACAAUAUUAAACAUGACCCUUCUGUACCAGUAAGAACUAUCGAUAGAUAAAAAAUCAAACUCAAGAGUAUCAAUAAACUCUGA
Messenger RNA from Stylonychia lemnae, 1944 nucleotides. The record is from the annotation of a GenBank genome assembly. Lineage: Eukaryota; Ciliophora; Spirotrichea; Sporadotrichida; Oxytrichidae.